Molecule: messenger RNA, 1727 nt
Organism: Poecilia reticulata (guppy)
Lineage: Eukaryota; Metazoa; Chordata; Actinopteri; Cyprinodontiformes; Poeciliidae
Source: RefSeq, a predicted model, not a curated record
CUCGAGCCAAUCACACGCUUCAACCGUUGCUCCCCAAGAUGGCGGCUUCCAGUGAGCCGCUUUGCUCAUCCUCCCAGCAGAACGAUAGAUAUCGCCUUAUCUCCGGAUCAUUUGAACUCUCCCCGAGGCUGCCCACAGAGAGCUGAGCGGAGUUGCGCUGUGAAACACGGAAGCCGUCCCUUCCCCUUUGCCCUAUUGCGCUUUCAUGGUACGCGGAGCCGGGCUCGGUGUUGGGCUGAAGGGGGUUGUGCUAUCCAAGUAUGGCCACCGACAACAGGAUCAAUUUCUGGAGGAGAAACACUAAGGUUCCCGGAAGCGUGCAACCAGUUUAUGGAGCACAGCAUCCACCUCUCGAUCCCCGUUUGCGACGCACGUACCCAAAAGACGCAAAGCCCAAAUUCAACAACCUUAAGUCUAAAAAAGCUUGCAGCUUCCACGAGUUUGCUUGCAGCACAAACGAUGCUUGGGACAUUGACGAUGAGGAGGAUGAAAACUUCUGCGGGACACCUUUGUCGGCUUCCUUUACGCCUUCAGGCCAGGACUUGACGUCUGUGCACAACCAGCAACUGCGGCAUCAGACGGGUGAAACGGAGCAUGUGUUGCCCCACAUACUGACUCCACCCAGGGACGAGGGUCACAACUCCCAAAGGGAUGACGGCUCAGAGUGUGAGCGUGUCAACGGCAAAUUUGUGAAGUCUAGUAGUGACGCAGAUCUCAACACGACCUCAGUCCACUCCUCACUGCAGAAGCAGCAGUCUCUCCCAGUGCGUCCCAUCAUCCCUCUGGUGGCUCGUAUCUCUGAUCAGAACGCAUCAGGGGCUCCACCCAUGACUGUGAGGGAGAAAAGCCGGCUGGAUAAAUUCAAGCAGCUGCUGGCCAGUCCCAAYACUGACCUAGAAGAACUGCGGAAGCACAGCUGGUCGGGAAUACCAAGAGAAGUCCGGCCAAUCACGUGGAGGCUUCUCUCUGGUUACCUGCCGGCCAACAAGGAGCGCAGAGAGCUGGUCCUGAAGAGAAAGAGAGAGGAGUAUUUUGGCUUCAUAGAGCAAUACUAUCACUCCAGAACAGAUGAGCACUAUAAAGACACAUACAGACAGAUCCACAUUGACAUUCCCAGAACCAAUCCGCUCAUCCCUUUGUUCCAGCAGCCUGCAGUCCAAGAGGUAUUUGAGCGGAUUCUGUUUAUCUGGGCCAUCCGUCAUCCAGCCAGCGGUUACGUCCAAGGCAUCAACGACCUGGUCACACCUUUUUUUGUCGUCUUCUUGUCCGAGUUUGUCAGUAAAAAAGCUGAACAUUUUUUGCUUUGGAAAACACGGCUGAGUAAAAUUGUUGUAAUUAUCGGCANUCUGUGUUCCUGUCAAAUAACACGGCCCACCUUCCAGGACAACUACACCUUCGCCCAGCCUGGAAUCCAGAACAAGGUGAAGGCGCUGGAGGAGCUGGUCAGCCGGAUAGAUGUGGAUAUUCACAAUCAUUUCAAGAAAUACGAGGUGGAGUACCUGCAGUUUGCGUUUCGAUGGAUGAACAACCUGCUGAUGAGGGAGCUGCCACUUCGUUGUACCAUUCGUCUGUGGGACACCUACCAGGCUGAAGCUGAAGGUUUCUCCCACUUCCACCUGUAUGUGUGUGCUGCAUUUCUCAUCGAGUGGCGCAAAGAAAUCCUCUGCAUGGUUGACUUUCAGGUAUUGAUAGGGGUCUUUGAUUUUAUUUAACGAUGGUGCAAAAAA